This is a messenger RNA of Paramisgurnus dabryanus, 1255 nucleotides long. RefSeq lists its product as uncharacterized. NCBI's taxonomy places the organism in Eukaryota, Metazoa, Chordata, Actinopteri, Cypriniformes, Cobitidae. The record is from RefSeq and is a predicted model, not a curated record.
UUCCGGAUGCAUCACUCUCUGCCAAACGAAAACAAAAUUAUGGAUGCGCACGAAUUAAUUGAGAUUUAUUUUAAACUUGGCCUUCAAUACAAAGACAUUGUUUCUGUUCUUGCACUUCGACACAGAUAUGUAAUUUCUGAGCGACAUUUAAAACGCAUUUUGAGGUCUAGACGCCUGUUUCGACGAAAAGAAUACUCAAGUAUCGAAGACGCCAUUGCAUUUAUUCAGCAUCAACUCCAAACAUCAGGCCAGCUACACGGAUACAGGUGGAUGCAUGAAAAGUGUAAAGAAAAUGGAUUACAUAUUAGAAAAGAACAUGUUCGCUUAAUUUUGAGCUCGUUAGAUCCUGGUGGAGUAGAAUUUAGGAGAGCCCGACGUCUUCAUCGACGUAACUAUUUCGCAAAAGGACCGAAUUACAUCUGGCAUUUUGAUUCAUAUGAUAAACUAAAGCCAUAUGGUAUUUGCAUAAACGGCUGUAUCGAUGGCUUUUCUAGGAAGAUUAUUUGGCUAAAUGCGUUCACAACAAGCAGUGACCCGAAGGUAAUCGGAGGAUACUACGUGGAAGCAGUGGAAAGUUUAAGUGGCUGCCCUCGGAUCGUUAGAGGCGACUGUGGAACUGAAAACGGGCACGUGCGAGACUUCCAGCGUUUCCUCAGACGCAACAUUCUGCAGGACUCCACCAUUGACAGCUACAUAGAAGGUGUAAGCACGGCCAAUCAGCGAAUAGAGAGUUGGUGGGGAUUCCUCAGGAAAGAAUGCAUGGAGUUUUUCAUCUCUUUGUUCGCUGACCUGAAGGACAAAGGGUUGUUCGACGGGGGAUUUUUGGAUAAAAAUCUAAUCCGUUUCUGUUUCUUGGGAAUUAUCCAGGAUGAAUUGGAUGAAACUGCUCGUGUGUGGGAUGCACACGUAAUAAGACCUUCAAAAAACAUCAGAGUGCCAAGUGGUAGACCCAAUGUCAUGUACUUAUUCCCAGAGCUUUACAGAACAGAGAACUGCAUGUCACCAGUGGACACAGGAGACCUACAGCUGUGCAAGACAGAAUGCACAUUUCGAUCGUCUAUACCUUGUGACAGUGAUGUCUAUGACAUUUGUAAUUCUAUCCUGAGUGAGGCACAUUUUGAGCUUCCAAAGGACUCAUAUCAAGCAAUAGACUUAUACUUGCAUCUAAGGAAUGCAAUACUGACCUUAUUGUAACCUCUGCUCAGGCUGAAAAUAGAGGGGUUGGUGGCAUUUUUUAUUUACAUGAUUUCUGAUG